ACCCACACUGCUCCCCGACAGUGCCAGCAAUGAGGACAAUCCUGCUGCUCGUCGCCGCCCUGGCCAUGGCUGCGGGGCCAGCCCUUGCCCUCCGCUGCCAUGUGUGCAGAAGCUCCAGCAACUGCAAGGAGCCCAAGGAGUGCCCAGCCAGCGCUCGAUACUGCAUGACCAUGAUCACGGUGGAGCCUCUGAGCGGGAAUCUGGUGAACAAGAAGUGCGUGGACUCGUGCAUGUCCACCCAUACCCAGCAAGGCCAGGUCAGCAGCGGCGCCGGCUCCACCCAGUGCUGCCAGGAGGACCUGUGCAAUGAACGGUUGCACAGCGCGGCGCCCACCCGCCCCGCCCUCGGCCUGGGGCUGGCCCUGGGCCUCCUGGCCCUCCUCUUCGCCCCAGGCCUGUGACCUCCCCCCAGGGAAUGCCCCUCCUGCCUUUCCUUCCCUUUCUCCCUUCCCCAGCCGCAAUGGGGGUGCCAGGAGCCCCAGGCUGGGGACUUCCCCGAAAAUCUGGGGCCAGGUCCAGGUGGGCAUGGAGUGCUGAUGACUCAGGGCAGGCCCCACAGACCCCGCAGAGAAUGCAGCCCCUGCCGCGUGGAGGGUGGAGGACGGGAGCCUCCCCGCACCCCCCUACCGAUCACCACAUUUCAAACUGUUUUUUUGCUGUUUAUUUUUCUACUCAAAUCUCUGCAUGGACAUAAAGGAUUUAAACCGG
Messenger RNA from Cebus imitator (Panamanian white-faced capuchin), 708 nucleotides. It is a transcript of the gene LY6D, whose product is annotated as lymphocyte antigen 6 family member D. The record is from RefSeq and is a predicted model, not a curated record. Lineage: Eukaryota; Metazoa; Chordata; Mammalia; Primates; Cebidae. Gene Ontology annotation, biological process: lymphocyte differentiation. The coding region runs from base 30 to 401 and encodes 123 amino acids. The transcript is spliced from 3 exons. Gene Ontology annotation, cellular component: cell surface.